Mobula hypostoma (lesser devil ray) is the source of this 4841-nucleotide messenger RNA. RefSeq names its product APC membrane recruitment protein 2 (gene amer2). Gene Ontology annotation, molecular function: beta-catenin binding; phosphatidylinositol-4,5-bisphosphate binding. The record is from RefSeq and is a predicted model, not a curated record. Gene Ontology annotation, biological process: regulation of canonical Wnt signaling pathway. The transcript has a single exon. Gene Ontology annotation, cellular component: plasma membrane. NCBI's taxonomy places the organism in Eukaryota, Metazoa, Chordata, Chondrichthyes, Myliobatiformes, Myliobatidae. The coding region runs from base 60 to 1934 and encodes 624 amino acids.
AGCAUCAGGCAGCUGCAGCGGUCUGCAGAGAAAAAGACAAGAGCAAGAUCGUGGCAGUCAUGGACUUACAUUGCGAAUAUAAUGAAAUUUCAGCUUCCGAACAGCAAUCAGGCAAGAUAAGUAGGACGGCAUUUAAAUUAUUUGGGAGAAGAAAAUCAGGGAGCACAAUGCCUAGUAUCUUCAGUAUGAAAAACAAAGGGGAUGGGAAAAGCUCCUUGAAAAUGGGGCUUGUCCGAAGCAAAACACACGAUGGAAUUGCUGAUAUGGGAUUGGAAGUAAGCAAGAAGGACGAUUCUUUGAGCAAUUAUCAAUUAGAUAAUGACUCCAGUACAAAAAUAGUCAGCAGUAUGAGCUUUGCUGCUGGAGGCUGUGGAUCCAUUGCCAAGUCUCACAGUUUCUUUUCUUUACUCAAAAGGAAUAGUAAAUUAGAAAAUUGCAAGGGGGAGUCAAUGUAUUCAAACUCUGACCAGAUGAAAGAGAAGAGUUGCAACAGACAGAAGAAAGGACUCAAAGGAUUGUUCAGCAGCAUGAGGUGGCACAGAAAGGACAAAGUCAGGAAAGGGGGGAAGGCUGAGCAUCAUGAAAUCCACGACUUUAUUACAUUGCCUGGCUCUUUGACUGCAAGUUUAGAAUGUGUUAAAGAAGAAGCACAGAAAUUUUAUUCUGAAUCUGAAAGCACGGGAAUGGAAAUACAAAAUAAAGAUUCCUGUGAAAUACAGGGUUCUAAUGAGAAUGCUUCCACCGAGGAACCUGAACAAGCAACUGGGAAGACUUCCCUUCCAGAACUACAUCAGUAUGUGGAGAAUUCUGCCUUUGACAGCCACUCAUCGGACCAUCAUAGUAAUGGCAAAGCUUCAGAACAGGUAGAGGACAAACAGGAUGAAAAUUUACGCAAUGUGACACAGGAUGUACAAGAAGAAUGUGCUUCCAUUACUGCAUCCACAUCUUGCCAUCUUCCUGAAACUACAACAUCUGGGGCACUUAAUAAUGAUCCACCUGCAGAGCAAUCAAUUGAUGGAAUUUGCAUCAUGUUUUCCGAUGUUACAUCAUUAAAGAGCUUUGAUUCACUCACAGGAUGCGGGGAUGUUAUAGUUGACCAGGAUGAAGACGGAAACGCCUGUGAAGGUGGAGGUACUGCUGAAAAGGUCAAGAGCAGUGGCAGGAAGAGCACAAAUAUCCUGAGCUAUCAAGGGGGAGGAGAGGAAAUGGCCAGCCCUGAUGAAGUUGACGAUGAGUAUCUGCAAGAGUUCUGGGAUUCACCUCCACCAGUCGCUGAGCCUCUUAAAGAGAAGCAGGAACACGAUGCAACUGAUCAAACACAACUGGGUGAAGCAACUUGCCUGAACCAGGCAGGGAACAGUAGCUUAGUCAAACAACUUUGUCUGAAUUAUAUUCCUAUAAAUAAGAAUGAUAAUGAAAAACUAUCGACCACAAAGUGUGAGCAACAAGAAAGUGUUCCAAAUAGCGAUGAGGGAUACAGGGACUGCACAACCUCUGGGCAUGAAGAUGAAAAUGGAAAAACUCUUGCUACCAAGGCAAGCAUUCCAAGAGACAGUUGCAGUGGAGAUGCCCUCUAUGAUCUGCUUACAAAUCCAGAAGAAAGCCUGACAAGUAUUGCUUCAGAUGAAGAAACCUGCUCUGUUUCUCAACCUAAAACAUUGUCUCCAAAAGCUGUGUCAUCUGCAUCCAACAUUGCUUCCUUCUCCAAGGACAGGAAUAUAUCUGCCAUUCCCAGGCACAAGACCACUUUUUCUGCUCGCCAAGGAGAAGCAAAUCAUUUUCAGUGUUCUCAAACAUUUCAACAGUUGUUAGGAUGCGAGCCAGCAAGAACAAAAAUCCCUAUCGCUAAGACCUCAAUUUCUAGACCCAAUAGUAAAAGCAUCACUGGGACAAGUGCAAAAGCCCCAACAAACAAGGGAGGUACAAAAAAAUAGUUUUGGAAAGGAUCCUACAGCAAAAUUAAAAUCAGUGUGUUAUAGUGGUUCAGAAGUAAGCACAAUUGGUCAAGAUUCUGCUUGCACGCCUGCUGUUCACACUGUGCAAUAGGACCUUUACCAUUUGCCAAGAGCGAUCUCCUAAGAUGUAAGUGAAGUGUGCCUACAAAAGGGAAUUAAUUCAAAGCUUUCUGAAGCAUAGAUGGAACGCAUAACUUUCACUGCUUCUAAAUGCUAAUCAGCAAAGGAAAAAAAAACAAAAUAACAGAGAUGAACAAAAAAAAAUGAUGUUUGUGAAAGAAUACAAGAUAUAUUUGUGAAAUUCUGACCAAGAGUUUACAGAAUCCUAUUUUCUUUGAGGAGCACUGGAAUCUGUAUUGUGACUUUCCUACCAGUACUGGAAUGUAAGGACAAUAUUUUUCAAAUGUUGGUCAUUAAUUACUAUUUUUACAAUCCACAUAGUAAUUAUUACAAAUAUCGUCUAUUCUGGGACCAGAUUCUGUUUAAGUAUUGGAUGUUUAUGAUGUACAGCCAGAGGAGAAAGGAACUGAUAUGAUUAUAUAACAACAAUCGGGGUAUGAUUACGUAAUCAGGUCCAGCUUGUGUUUUCAUCACAGUGAAGCCAUUCAAAAUGAAUUUGUAGAAAGAUCCCUUGAAAAUACUUUUAGGAAGGUGAUGAUAGGGAAGGUAUUUUAUUUUCUUCAUGAUUUGUCUUUUGAGUUUUCAAACUGAUAGAUUUUUUAAAAUAACUUAUUUUCUGCAUGUGAAUGAGUACAAAAUUCAGAAAGUGGAGUUAAAAUACCUUAAGAUACAGCAGAAAGAAUUCUCUCACUAUAAAUGGGGACAGAUUACAGUGUACAUGUGUAUAUAACUUUUACUUCUUCAGAAGCUCUUGCACAGUCUCUGCUUUCCAUAUAGACAGUUAAUGACAGUUACAUGAUCUACAGUUUUUAUAUUUGAAUACUUUGGUGUGGCCUUUAUUUAAAACAAAGUGAUUGUGAUGGAGAAUAGCCUACUUAGAAUCAGUUGAUAAAAAUGGUUAAUAUGUGGUACAUUUUUGUACUAAUAACCAAGUGCAAAUGGGUGAAGGUUCUUACAUUUUUUGGAGACAAUAUAUAUUUCUCAGUUGCUUGUUUUACGGUAUUUGUUCCAAUGUUUAUUCAGUAUGACAUUUCUUCAACCAAUCAGUUAGUCAAAUGAGAAAAAUUGGAACUAUCUCCAAUAGUGUUGUACUAUGAUUUGAGGCCCACUUGAUAUUUGGCCUCAGACUUCAUUUGCAUAAUACAAGCAUUUUAGACACAUAUGAGCAACUCACUAAUGAAGAGGAUUUUAAAUCUGGGUUGCUGUAAUAUGGGCAAACAUCCUCAGCGUGUCCUGAGAGGGAAAGUUAUUAAGGAAGGGGAGACAAUCAAAGAGAGGGAUUAGGGAAAUGGAGAGCUGUACUGGAGCGUUAAAGGGUGGAAGUGAACACUGUUAGAGGAAAUGUAGUUUUGAGUAUUAACGCCUGUUAUUUUGUCAUAUAGGAUGCACCUCAAAACUGGCACCGUGCCUUUGACAUUCUAGGUCACUUUAAAAAAUAUUGCACUUGUUCACUAAAUACGGGGAGAAAAGGAUAUUCUGAAUAUAGCAAGAAAAUAUAUCAUGAGGUAGAUUAGAAUAGAAAUGUCAAAUGUUAGGAGUAAGAAAGAAAUAAUGCAUCUCACAGUUAAUAAAAUAGAACAAAAGUACACUUCUAAUAAUUUUGAAAUAAAUGUAAUUAUAUUAAAGACAAAUAACAAAUUCUCCAGCUCAUUUCUCGUUCACAAUUAUAAUUCACCUCAGUAUUGAGUUGUUUUUCAAAAUAAUAUCCAAAAUUGUUAAAUAAACUGUCAGACUGUUUAUAAUAACUACCUGUUUAGCAGGCCAUCAUAAUGUGUGACUCUGUAUUAAAAAUGUUUAGAAACAUUUAAUUUUUAAAGAAAUAUAUGAAUUAUGAAAUCUUACUGGUUUCCAUAUGAAAAAGGAAUGAAAGAAGGAUUAGGAACACCUGAUUUGCAUCCAAGGGUAGCCAAUUACAUAUCAACAUGCCGGGAAGCAGAGGAGAAGAUCACCUGACUUGUUCCAUAAUUUGAGAAUAGUUUAUGCACUGAUCCUUAUAACGGAAGAUCAAAUCUUGUAUACCAAAAUAUUUCUGAGUUAUUCAGUGGUUUCACUUGGCCAGUUGGAAUGGAAUACUCAGUAAUAUUGCCUGCUGAAGUUGUUUAAUUGAUUAAACCAAUAUUAGUCAAUAGUCAAGUAGCUGAAUCAUGGAAAAUUAAAAUUGGGGUUAUUUGAUAACUCAUUUGAUCAGGUAACUCUGUGACCAAGUUUCAAAUGAUUUGGUUUCUGUUGCUUCAAAAAUGAUCAAGUUAAUAAUUCUACAUCUCUAAACAAUAAUCAAUCAAGCAGCAAAAGGUAGGUUUUAUUUGGAGCAACAAUUCAGGAGUGGUAAAGUCAGCCAACAGUUAAUGCUGCUGCCUCAUAGUCUUAGGCUCCUGGAUCCAAUCCUGACCUUCAGUGCUUUCAACAACACUCUGUGUUUGCAUAGGUUUCCUUCAAGUGCUCUAGUUUCCCUCCACAACUCGAAUGUAUGCUUGUAGGUUAAUGACGUUUAGUGUUGUUUAAUGUCAAAGAGAAUGAAAGGGAAGAUGAUGGGAAUGUGUGAGAGAAAAUAAGUUGCAGAACAUAGGGAAAUAUAGAGUGAGGAAAUGGAACCAACGCAAUUGGUCCUCCUAGGAACCAGCAUGGACCUGAUAAGGUGAAUGGCCUCUUUGUGUGUCAUUAUAAGAUUCAAACACCUUUGUUCCUGUCUUUUCAUUAGUUGGACUGGAUUGUGUCUUCAAUGACCACUGGUCAACUUGAGUAAAAAAUAAAAUUAAAAUGAUUGGA